AUAAGGGUCAUCGUGGUGCGAUAUGAUAUGAGCGCAAGCUUGAGCCUCUCGUCACUCGCACUCCUAAGGAAAACUGGAAGAUACACUCAGGAUGGCUUCAGCGGUACGUGCUUUAUUAAUUUGCACACUGACAUGCAUAUUAAUGGUUGAAAUGGGAGACAGUAACUGAAAAGUUCUCUGAUGAAGGUUGAAAUGGGCCGGCCUUUUACCUUUCGCGCGUCUGGUUGAGUCUAUCCCGGGUGAGAAACGCGUCGCCAUCGAUGGGUCUUUGCUAAGCUGCUUAGUGGACCGUUGGAGGCCAGAGACCCACACGUUUCACUUCAGAUGGGGAGAGAUGGCUCCUACUCUGGAGGAUGUGUCACUUUUGCUGGGACUACCGUUGGCAGGUCAUGCCGUAGGACCGUUGGACGCACCGGCUGGUUGGGAGCGAGCUCUCACAGAACGUUUUCACGGUGUUUUUCCGGAUGCUCCCGAUCCGGUAUGGGAGCAUCACGGACCUAAGUAUGAGUGGUUGCUAAAUUUCCGGAUCCAGAACUUCCGGGCGCCCUUGACUGCGGAACAGAUCACUCGGAGCCUCGAGGCCUACUUACUGUGGCUUUUCGGCAAGGUGAUGUUCACGGAGAACCAUGUCACCACUAUCAGCGCCCUCUAUAUCCCUAUGGCACUCGAGAUAGCGAGCGCUCAGACGGCGGAUCAGAUCAGACAGAGGAGUUGGGGUUCGGCGGUGUUAGCGGCUACAUACCGAGGUAUGUGCAACGGUUGCCAGCUUACAUCGAGAAAGCCAGCCCUUCUUGGAUGCCCUCUAUUCCUACAGCUGUGGUCGUGGGAGAGGUUCUCUAUAUGGCGACCAGAUGUACGGGUUCAUGAGCCUAUAGACGCCAUGUUUGAUGUUGAGGGCAUCGACAUGCCUACUUUCGGUCUGUGUUGGACUCGUCGCAAGAGACGCUUUGCUAGUGAUCAGACCAGGAAGGCGUACACAGCAUUGAACGAGCAGUUCGAUGCGUACACCGGGGUAAUCUGGCAGCCCUACACGGAAGCAGCCAUACAAGCGAGAUACCCUGCUGGUAUGUCUGUGCUAUGCACAAGGGACCGAGAUUACUGGAUGACAAAAUCGAAGAUCAUCUUCGAUGUCUUCGUCGAGGAGAUGGCACAACAGAGGGUUAUGAGGCAAUUUGGUCUUCUGCAGUUGGAGCUACCUCCCCCUAUAGAGAACCCGGUGCCAGCACACAUCCACAGGACGACAAGGAAGGGCAUGAACAGGACAACUGCUGAAUGGCUAGUUAGACUAGAGCCGUAUGUUAUAGAAUGGGAGACAGCAAACACAAAUCUAUGGCACGAGAAUCACAAUUUCGAUCUCGAUGAAUUCAAUCUCUAUUUGCGGCGCUACAUGACCGGAACACGGUUACGCAUUGUUGAGUACUCCCACCCAGAGGAGUUACCGGAUCCUACUCCGUCGGAUAUGUACCCGAGCUAUGAUACUUCGGGCUCUAGGCAGUACGCGGCUACCUUGACACGCGAACUGUACGACGACGUGACCACCUUUGGACGAUCACUAUCGUCUGGACCUCUUCUUCAACAUCGUCCAGUGGUACAGCCCUUGAUAUGUUCGCGCCAACUUUUUCCCGCCACCCGUUUCCCGCCACCCGUUUCCCGCCAACCCUUUCCCGCCAUAUCGCAGCCGUUCUUUCCCGCCAUUUUCUCCUCUCUACCUAUAAAACCCCCUUCAGACGGAGCUGCAUAAGCAUUGCAGUGUGCUGGUGGUAAAUUGGAGCACUGUGGUGGAGGUGAAGCUGUUGUUCGUCGUUCUUCGUUCGAGCCGGAGCACCGGCAGUUUGGUGGCCGCCGUUCGUCCUUCAUCCUUCGCACGCACGCUUCAAGGGUAUAUUUAAGCCCACAUUUUAUUUUUCGUACGUGCUCCGGUAGUUUUUGUUAAUAUUUUUAGAUGUCAACUAAUUAAUCUGUCAAUAUUUGUAGUUGCUACGGCAAAUAUUCGUAAUAUAAUUGUAGGAGGGUGAAUUGUAUUAGUUGCUCCGUUAAUA
This is a messenger RNA of Aegilops tauschii subsp. strangulata, 2039 nucleotides long. NCBI's taxonomy places the organism in Eukaryota, Viridiplantae, Streptophyta, Magnoliopsida, Poales, Poaceae. The record is from RefSeq and is a predicted model, not a curated record.